AAGCCCACAUUCACUACAUCAUCAGAGGGGAGGGGAGGGGCUUUUUCAUUUCUCGUCUCCUCCCUUCUCUCAAUGCCCACCCUCUUCCCUCCUAUCCCUUCUUGACCCGCCGCGCUCUCCUCCCGAAAAUACCAAAUGGCUAGCGCCGGCAUAGCAUGCGAGAGCUUUCCUCGCCUGUCCGCUGGUGGUAUCCCGCUAGUUUCUCCCGCAAAUCAAGAUGGUCGGCCGCCUUUACACGAGGAAGAAUCGGAAUGGGAAUACGAGUACUCUAAGACGGAGACCGAGACCUUCUACGUGACUCUCGACCUAUCCAAGAUCGACUUCGCGAGCCGUGAAGCUAGCACUGCUAACCGCGGCGGCUACCGUGGCGGCGAGAAGGCCGAACGAGCCAAGCUGUACCUGAAUAGACGCAUGGGCCCGGGAGGUGCCAGUCCCGACAACAGCGACGAUGGCGCGGACGCGCCGUCGCAGCGGCAGCGUCCUCCGCCGAAGCACAAUUCAGACGCCACCGACGAUGACGACGACCACCAGGUCCAGAUCCUCGAGCUCCACUCGCACCACCCCGUCAUCUCGUACCGGGGACACGUCUACGCCGGCCAGUGGAGUCAGAAUGCCGGCACUGAGCUGCUCCUGACGCGGCGCGACGACGAUAACCCCGUGCCCGCUCUGCGCUGCCUCGGCCACGACGUCGAGCUGCUAGCCGCGAGCUGCGCGCGCAUCACCGUUAAGGAGAAGCAGCUCAAACCCAAAGACAACGCAGCGCUCAAGCGGUGGCACGGCGCCUCCUCUUCCACCACCGCUUCUGCCGCCCCCCCUUCCGGAGCUGCCGAGAAGACGAUCAGCAGUAGCAGCAACAACGACGCGCCAAACCCCUCGGUCCCUCCACCUGAGAAAUGGGCAUCACAGUCGCGUAUCGACCAGGGAAACUUCCUCGCGAGCCUAAUCGCGCUGAAGCGGCGCCGCGGCGAGCGAGACGAGGUCACAGUUAUAGCGCGCGGCAUGGAAAAGCGGCCGGGUUCGGCGCCCCCAGGACGCCCGCGGCGGGUGGCGGUUCGAGGAAGCGGUAUCACUAAGAGGGGCGCAAAGAUGGGAGGUGUUGAAUGCUACGCUUAUCCUCCUCCUCAUCAUCGCAAGUACGACCGAUACCGCAGGGGAGGGCUAAGCCUGCUUCGUGGGAGCCUGAUGCGCGGGCCAAGGAGGCGACGUGGCACCGCUGCCACCGCCGCUGCCGGCGGAUCUGAUCUAUUACGCACGCUGAAUAUACGCGGAGGGGCAGGAUAUGUUGCUCUGGGUGGUGGGAGGGGGGGAGAAAGUGCAGACGUUAAAAGGGUUGGGUCUCUGCUGGUCGCGGGGUCAAUGCCUACGCCGAGUCGGUGGGACGAACUGCAAGAGGGAGAAGGAGGCGGUGAGGGUGGAGUAGAGCGGAUAGGCGAGUCUGGAGAGGAGGAACACGACGGCGACGACAUAAGGAUGGAAGAUAUCUACGAUGACGACGAAGAGGAAGGGGAAGAGGAAGGGGAAGAGGAAGGGGAAGAGGAAGAGGAAGAGGAGGAGGACGACGACGACAGAGACGAGAACCCGUACAUGGGGCCCGAGGACGACGACGACAACGAUGAGGACGACGAGAGGGGGUAUGGAAGAGUGGGGUAUAUGGACGUCGACCUCGAUAACGAGAAUUGAUGGGGUCCCCGUACACGUGGUACCGUCCGAGGACCCACUACGGCAUUGGCUGAAGGGCAGGGGGGAGUGCGCAUAUCCAGACUUAACAGCUUGCGAAAGAGGUGCCUAGGUCUCGUCUCGGAUAGGUGUUAGACGAGCAGCAGAUGCGCGUAGGUGUAGGGAAGACGGAAUGGGCACGCUGCUCAAACAGACGCUGGCGUAUUUCUUUGUUGAGUCACAUCUGUCCU
Molecule: messenger RNA, 1907 nt
Organism: Durotheca rogersii
Lineage: Eukaryota; Fungi; Ascomycota; Sordariomycetes; Xylariales; Xylariaceae
Exons: 2
Coding region: 136-1680 (514 amino acids)
Source: RefSeq, a predicted model, not a curated record